Messenger RNA from Porites evermanni, 466 nucleotides. The record is from the annotation of a GenBank genome assembly. Lineage: Eukaryota; Metazoa; Cnidaria; Anthozoa; Scleractinia; Poritidae.
AUGUGUAGCGAAAGUGUUCUUGAAGAUAUUCAACUCGAAAAGGCCUUAAGGUGUAUCACACAACAUCCUGGUUUUGGUCCUGUCUGCCUUCAAAAGUGGAGCUUACGUAUGGCUGGCGAACGUGUCAAUACCAAAGCCAAACAGAGAUAUAAACAAACUGGAACCGAAGAAAGGUGAGAUAGUUUUUGUUAUUUUUAUACCGCAUUGGAGUCAAGUACGAUCGAUAUGGUACACACUCGAUUUGAAAACAUACAAAUUCUUCAAUACAUCGUCCAGCCGAAAUUAAAUACUUUUCUUGUUGUCUUAUUUUUACACUUACUUGCGUAGCAUUGCCUACAGGGAGUUUUCCAGGCUUGUCUAUAAGCGAAUUCCUCUUCCUGCGUGUGCUUACACGGAAAUAAGAAAACAAUUUCCUGUCGGCAGAGAUGAAACCUACACUGGAUUCGAACUCGACGAAGCUGAUUAA